AUGUAUUGGCCAUGCAGCGUGCCGCAAAUCUUCGCAUACCAUGGACCUGGCACUGUAACUGGCCACCAACCGAAAGAAACAGAAGCCCACCAUGAAGACGGGGAGGCAGAGAAGAGUGAUUCCACCGACGAUGACACCAAUGCUAUAAUCGAUCUUCAAGCUGCCCGACAUGACCACGUCUUUGCGACAAUCAGCCCCGUUCGAUUAGAUCUUUGGUCAACGCGUCCUGUGGUUGUCCUGGCCUCGCUCUCGCGAUCAUCAAAGUCGUUAGAAACUUAUGGCAAAAAUCUCGGCCUCGCGUUCAAACCAGAUGGAACCACCUUGGUCAUUCGCACAGAGGGAAGCUAUUUGAUGUUAUACUCUGUAGAGAGUGAUCAGACUGCCCGGGUCCUGCAACAACAGUAUGGGUAUAGCCAGGCGAAACGGCAAAAUAUCAUGCGGAGUUUUGGGACGGAUGAGACCAUUGGAGUUCCAGAGGUUCUCCUGCGCUUCCGAAGAGCCAUUAAGAUCGAUGCUGGGAUCAACUCAAUCAACGCCCUCGAUUCGGAGAUCAUUGUGGCAACGACCAAGCCUGCUGCAGUGCAAUGUAUCAGAUGGGACCUCCAGAAGGAUGGCUCCAAUGCGGUAGCACAACUGCUGAAUAGGAUGGACUGGAUUACAGAAAAGUCAAGCAUAUCAACCAUGAUCCAUGACCGAGCCAUGAACCUUUCAGUCUGGUUAUCGCAGGACGGCCACGCAUAUGCAGUACAACGGAUCAAACCCCAGUUGACGCGAGCACCCUCUUCCGAUGACUCCAUCCCAUCCUCAAGGGGAUCUACGACCCCUUCAACCAGAUUGUUUGACGGAUAUUGCUUUCAUAAACCCGAGUCAUCCUCGGGGGCGACAUUUGCAAGUAUCAAUGCCCGGUUCUCACUAAUCGCCAUUGCUACGUCGACAGGGGAAAUCAUUUGCUAUUCUGCAAAAGACUACGCCGGCAAUAUUCCGUUGUCUCACACUUUCAGGCCUUCUACCUCGCCAUCUUCCAGAGGCCCUAUUACAUGUCUGAUAUGGUCCCCCGACGGCUACUGUCUCUUUGUUGGCUACAAACAGGGUUGGUGUACGUGGUCGGUGUUUGGAAAGGAAGGCGCAUCAACCUUCCACCAAAACCUGGCACACGCCGAAUCCAAUUCCGAGAAAUGGCUCCUCGCUGUCCAACGGGCGACUUGGAUCGGUGCUGGCGGCGAAAUCCUCCUCAUCGCCCCGUCUGAUAAUCGACUCUGGAAGUUAGAAAUGUCGCGAAGCGCUGCUAUGGGCUGCUUCUCCUGCGCCAAUCUCGUUCGUGCUCUUCUCCAAACCCCAACAGAAGUGACAGUCUAUCGUGGCCAUGAACUCCCCGACUUGACUUCUAUAUCGAAUGAGGCAUCCCUUUGGCAUCACGCCGAAUACCCGCAUGUUUAUCUACACAAUCAGUGGCCUAUCAAGUCGUGUGUGGUGUCCCAAGACGGGAGAUAUGUUGCAAUCGCCGGCCGUCGAGGUCUGGCCCACUAUAGUCUCCAGAGUGGGAGAUGGAAGACCUUCUCUGACUUGUCGGUAGAGAGUUCGUUUGCAGUCCGUGGAGGGAUGUGCUGGUUCAACCAUGUCCUUGCCGUCGCAACCGAGAACACUAAUGGGUAUGAUUUGCGCCUGUACUCGCGGGAACUCGAACUGGGCCGUUUCCCUUUGCAUAACGAAGCAUUUUCCAUGCCCAUCGUGUUUGUGGGCCCUUCAGGUGAAGACUCGCUAUUGGUCUAUACCUACGAGAACAUCCUCUACCACUAUAUCCUUAACAUCACCGACCGAGGAGCGCAGCUUGUGCAAGUGGGCCAAAUCGCCUUUCAUGGCAUUGUGCGCGCACCCAGCCGAGUUCGUUCCGUCAGCUGGGUCGUUCCAGAUUCCCAGCUUCGAAACGGAGAUCCCUCAAGAGACGUAGAGUUUGCGUCUGUCCUAUUUCUUGUUGACGACAAGUUGGUCCUGUUGCAAGCGUCUCGUAACGAAAGGGACGAGCUUAAAUACGAUAUGCGAGUCAUUGCUCAGCAUGUCGAGUACUACAUACUCAUGCGCGAUCAGAUAUAUUUCAACUUCAGCACUGGUCCAGAUGAAUCAGCGCCACCCACACCAUCAGCUGGCUCGGCGUUCACAAUGCGAAGCCAGCAAAAUUACUCAUUGCGAGACUCUCUCUGGACAUUCAGCGGUGAAGAACUUCGUCUCUGGCCAGAUGUGCGGGAUCUGUUCCACCAUGGUGCGGGAGAGCUCCAGACAUCACCAGUACUAUCUAUGUCAAUCGACUUCUACCCUUUAUCCAUCCUCCUCACUAAGGGUGUUGUGCUGGGUAUUGAAUCCGAGCUUCUCCAGCGGCGAGACGUCAACUUCGCCCAAUUUCGCUCCAGCAUCCGCACACAGCUUUUCCUCCCCUAUAUACUCCGCCACCAACUGUGUGAAGCAAACGACACCGCCGCCGCAUUCGGCCUGGCGAACCAGUAUCAGAACCUCUCAUACUUUCCACAUGCCCUGGAAAUACUGCUCCACAACGUCCUCGAUGAUGAAGUUGACCGCGAACCCAAACUCAAAGACAAAGAUGACGAUGGCGCACAAGGGCCAUUGCCAGCUGUCCUCUCGUUUCUCCAACUAGUCCUCCCACCAACAACAUACCUAUCGACCGUAGUACAAUGCAUCCGCAAGACAGAGCUAUCGUCGUGGCGCACGCUCUUCGCGCACCUCCCGCCCCCACUGGCCCUGUUCGAGCAAGCCCUCGAGCUCGAGGACCUCAAAACCGCCGGUGGCUACCUCAUCGUCCUCCAGGGUCUGGAAGAGGGCAACGACGAGUCCGAGUCCUAUGACGCCCGCAAAUUCGAAGGCUACGUAAUCCGCCUCAUGACUCUGGCCCGGCAAAAGGGCGACUUUGAGCUGUGCGCCGAACUGGCCCGGUUCAUGAUGGGGAUCGAUCCGAGGGGCGAUGCGUUGCGGAGGGUCAUCGUCGGGGUCGGCUUCAGGGACAAGCCGGCGCUUUUGGAGCCCCAUCGCACAGUAUCUAGCACAGGGGCGUUGCAAAUACCGCGUUCGAGAAAUAAGAAUACGGAUCAGAACUCGGAGGGGAGCUCGAGUCCGUCGCCGGCGAGGUUGAGUCCGGUUAGUGCCGGUGACUACUUCUCGAGUUCACCAGGUGGAUAUUGA
This is a messenger RNA of Fonsecaea nubica, 3189 nucleotides long. RefSeq lists its product as hypothetical. Gene Ontology annotation, cellular component: Ric1-Rgp1 guanyl-nucleotide exchange factor complex; cytosol; Golgi membrane. Gene Ontology annotation, biological process: intracellular protein transport; retrograde transport, endosome to Golgi. Gene Ontology annotation, molecular function: protein binding. NCBI's taxonomy places the organism in Eukaryota, Fungi, Ascomycota, Eurotiomycetes, Chaetothyriales, Herpotrichiellaceae. The record is from RefSeq and is a predicted model, not a curated record. The coding region runs from base 1 to 3189 and encodes 1062 amino acids. The transcript has a single exon.